Macrosiphum euphorbiae (potato aphid) is the source of this 2010-nucleotide messenger RNA. Lineage: Eukaryota; Metazoa; Arthropoda; Insecta; Hemiptera; Aphididae. The record is from the annotation of a GenBank genome assembly.
AUGACGAAACACUAUCCCACGCCGUUCACGCCCAAAGACUCGACCGAAAUGUGCAUGCAGGCCAGAAAGCCGCUGUCGGCCUGCCACACGGAGAACUUUGUGUUCCUCAGGUUCCUCAUGCAUUUGUUUGGGUACACCGUUGACGGACCACCGGCGCCGAAGGAUAAUAACGUACUAAUUGAAUCCGCCACGACGGACACUCGGACCGAGUUGCAUUUCUUGGAUGGUUAUCAACAUCUGUUCGAUGAAACGUUUAUGUCCGUGUUCCAGAAAAAUAGGCGAAAAAGAGCCGUGGACGAUCAGUACGAUUUCGUGAUAGUCGGUGCGGGAUCUGCGGGCUGCGUCGUCGCAAACAGAUUGUCGGAGAUUAAAGACUGGAAGGUAUUACUCCUUGAAGCCGGGAUCGAGGAACCAGAAUUUUCUUCUGUGCCAGGCCUUGCACCUUUACAAUUGGGAAGCAAAAUCGAUUGGAAUUAUACAACACAGCCUGAUGAACACAGUUGUAGGUCCAGACCAGGAGGUAUGUGUGAUUGGGCUAGGGGCAAAGUAAUGGGUGGGUCAAGCACGAUCAACUAUAUGAUUUAUACUCGAGGAAACAUGGAUGAUUAUAACGAAUGGGAACGUAUGGGAAACGAUGGGUGGGGAUAUGAAGAAGUUCUUCAAUAUUUUAAAAAAUCCGAGGAUAAUGAAGAUCCAGAAGUUUAUAAAAAAAACCAAAAGUUUCAUGGCAAAGGCGGAUAUCUUACGGUGGAGUGGUUUCCAUAUGUAGACCCUACGGCAGUAGCUCUAAUAAAGGCGUGGCAAGAGAUCGGUUUGCAUUAUGUAGACGUAAAUGCCGAAAAUCAAAUAGGCGUAACUCAUUUACAAUCGACAGCUAGGCAUGGCGAACGAAUGAGCACUAACAAAGCGUUCAUAAGACCGAUUAGAAAAAAACGGAAAAACCUAACUGUUCUAACAGACGCGCACGUGACUAGGAUAUUGAUCGAAAAGAAACGAGCUAUUGGGGUGGAGUUUUUGUACAAGAAAAAAAUUAGGACGGUGUUCGCAAAAAAAGAGGUGAUUCUGAGUGCCGGCAGUCUAAACUCGCCAAAAAUACUGAUGCUCUCCGGUAUCGGGCCUAAAAAACACUUGGACAAGAUGAAAAUUAAAGUUGUGAAGAACUUGGCCGUUGGGAAGAACCUACAAGACCACGUCACGUCUGACGGUAUUGUAAUUCGAGUGAAAAAAACAGCCACUGACAAACCGCUCAAAGAGAAAAAGGAAGACGCUGUCUUGUACAAAAAAAAAAGAAAAGGUCCUCUGGCGGCCACUGGCCCAUUACAAUGUGGCGUAUUCCUUCAAACUAAAUACGAAGAUACACUGGAUCUGCCGGACAUAAAUUAUGCAUUUGACAAUGGCAACGAGAAAGAUUGGAUAAUCGACCCUGCAAAUGCCACAAAAUUCGGUAUGUCUCCUGUUUCUUAUUACGAAGCGAUUAAUGUGAGACCGAUUUUGCUGAAACCAAAAAGUAGAGGAUAUAUAUUACUCAACGAAACUCAUCCGAUUUGGGGUCAACCACUGAUUUAUCCACGUUUCUUUACUAAAGGAAACGAUCUUGAUAUACUCGUUGAAGGCAUGAAAAUCGGAGCGAACCUGGUGAACACGGAGUCAAUGCGCAAAGCGGGGGCGGAACUAGUGGAUGUGCCGCCAAAGGCAUGCAAGGCAUACAAAUUCGGCUCGGACAAGUACUGGGCGUGUGUGGUCACCGAGUACACGGCCACCAUAUACCAUCCGGUGGGCACUUGCAAGAUGGGACCGGAACAGGACGAAGAAGCUGUUGUCGACCCGGAACUGCGCGUGUACGGGGUCGAGGGUCUCAGGGUGGUGGACGCUUCCAUCAUGCCGACAAUCGUCCGGGGAAACACGAACGCGCCGACCAUAAUGAUUGCGGAAAAGGCGUCAGACAUGAUCAAGGAUAAAUGGCAUCAGCACAUGUCGUCCAACGAUAACGCGGCUGAAAUCGACGAAUAA